Molecule: messenger RNA, 1411 nt
Organism: Sinocyclocheilus rhinocerous
Lineage: Eukaryota; Metazoa; Chordata; Actinopteri; Cypriniformes; Cyprinidae
Product: round spermatid basic protein 1-like protein
Exons: 6
Coding region: 82-1377 (431 amino acids)
Cellular component (GO): nucleus
Source: RefSeq, a predicted model, not a curated record
GCUGUCAAUCACCGCCAGGCCACGCCCCUCCCGUGCGUCUUACACAAACAGCAGCAGCUCGAGAGAGUAAAUAGAGAAAAGAUGGCGGAGUUCAUUCAGCUCAACAAACCCACCGAACCGAAACCAGCGUCCCAGAACCGGGAGCACCAUCAUCAUCCUCCACCGGCCAAAAAAAUCCGACAUGAAGAGAAAAUAUUUAAAGCCAAGAAGAUGAACGGAGGCACGGAGCAGCAGAAUUACAGCAGCAAACCGAAAAACAAGAAAACCAAAACAGAGAAAGACAGAGAGCGAGAGAAAGAGAAAGGCAAAGACAGAGAGAAAGAGAGGAAGAAACACAAACUGGCGGCUGAAAAUCACCUCAGUGUGAAGAAGGAGAACGGAGAGCUGAAGCUGUUGCAGAAAGAACACACCGUCAAAGACAAAGAGAAGCAGAGAGACAGAGACCGCGAGAAAAAGAGAGAGAAGGAGAUGAAGGAGAAAAGAAAACAUAAGCUGAUGACGGAGAUGAAGAGAGAGAAUGGAGAGGUGAAGAUCCAGCAGAAAGGUGACAGAGAGAAGCCGAAGAUCGACUCCGCUGAGGAUCUGCUGAUGAAAAAGGUCAAGAAGAAAAAGAAAAAGAAACACAAAGAAGAAUUCAAGCCGCCGCCGCCUCCAGUCCAGCAGGGCGGCGCUCUGAGCUCCGUCAGCAGCCUGAAGCAGGAGAACAGCUGUGGCCAGAGCGCGAACGCAGCAGACGGCGAGGCCAGAGCCGCUAAACUCCCCGGGCUGGAGCGGCUGGAGUUCGGCUGUCUGGUUCACGUGGAGCACCAGCCGAACGGAGGAGCUCUGGUGGCUCACGCCUACAGCAAGGAGCUCUCUGUCCUGUCUCCUGUGGAGAUGCAGAGGUUUGCGCAGGAGUUUGUGACGCUGGCGUUUUGCGAGGACCAGGAUGGAGCCGCUAACUACGUGAUGGGUGUGAUUCACGGCGCUGCCUCCUACCUCCCAGACUUCCUGGAGUACUUCUCUACUAAGUUCCCCAACUCACCCGUCAAAAUGGAGAUCCUGGGGAAGAAGGACAUCGAGACGACUAGUAUGGCAAACUUCCACACUCAGGUGAGGAGGAGUUACUCUCACGGGACGUACCGCGCCGGUGCUAUGAGGCAGAUCAGUCUGGUGGGUGCCGUGGACGAGGAGGUGGGCGAUUAUUUCCCAGAGUUCCUCAAUAUGCUGGAGAAGUCGCCUUUCCUGGAGCGGACGCUGCCGUGGGGGACGUUCUCCAGUCUGAAGCUGAAGAGCCCGACAGACAGUGACGAUGGGCCCAUCAUGUGGGUUAGGCCCGGAGAGCAGAUGAUCCCGGUCACGGACAUGCCAAAGUCUCCCUUCAAACGGAAACGGUAAUGCAGCAAACUUCACUCCUGUGUGUGUGUGUGUG